AUGGCACCAAAGAAUAUCAGUAAAGGUGCUGCUCCAAAUGGCAAGAAGCAGGCAGUCGGUGCUUCUAAAUCGGCACUUAAGGGUGUUCACUCCAGUAAGGUCCGUAAGGUUCGGAAUACUACCACAUUCCACCGGCCAAAGACGCUACGACUUUCCAGAUCACCGAAAUACCCCAGGAAAUCCAUUCCUCACCAACCAAGACUUGAUGAGCACAAAGUCAUCAUUCACCCACUCAACACCGAGAGUGCGAUGAAAAAAAUUGAGGAAAACAACACCCUAGUUUUCAUCGUCGACAUAAAGUCAAAUAAAACUCAAAUAAAAGCAGCCUUAAAAAAACUUUAUGAUAUUGAAACUAUUAAAAUAAAUACAUUGAUCAGGCCAGAUGGAACCAAGAAAGCAUUUGCCCGUCUCACAGCGGAUGUUGACGCUCUGGAUAUCGCGGCUACUAAACUUGCCAUUGUCUAA
Blumeria graminis f. sp. triticale is the source of this 465-nucleotide messenger RNA. Lineage: Eukaryota; Fungi; Ascomycota; Leotiomycetes; Helotiales; Erysiphaceae. The record is from the annotation of a GenBank genome assembly.